CCUCACCGCCCCUGCACGCCUCCCCGCAUUUCUAGGAUCCUCGAACGCGACCCCCACGAGUUGCGCCACGCGCCGGACAUUCCAUACCAAGCCACACCACCCGCAACAUGCGGUAGUAGCGGACACGAUGGAGAGCGUGAUACACGAAGACUCGCCUCUGGCCGAGUUCCUAGAGGGCGAGGGAAAAGGAGGGCUCUCUGCACCACCGUCGCCUGCUGUAUCCACCUCCUCAGACGUCCACAGCUUUGCGCCACGCGGCCCCUCCACGCUCCAGUCGAGGAUAAGAGACAAGCUCCCGCAGCCGCUGCGCAUACGUGCAAACCGCCAUGGCUCGGUUGCGCGCAUACAUCUCGCAUGCUUGAAGGCGGUAAAUUCGCGCCUCGGACGCGCCGAUAACGAACGCUUUCUCGAGCACUUCCGGUACCUCAUAGUCGCCUCCCAACUGCUAGGCGAGCAGUCCAGCAUACGAACCGCGACAUUUCCCAACCAUGCGAACGGCGGAGGGCCCGGCCCUGAGUUCAAGACUACCACCAUCAGCCCCGCCGGCGCGGUCCUCACUGCGGCGACUGCAUUCACACUCGUCUGGCUCAUCCACUGGUCACGGCGCAGGUCAGGCCUCAGCAAAGCACGCUUCGUGGUCGUCUUCGUAGUCUUCGCCGUUGUCGCAACCGCGUCCUAUGCGUACAUCCGCCGCCAGUGGCUGCAGACCUUGAGGCAGCAGGCUGUCGAGAAUGCAUCGGCCCUCGUCACCAACUUGCAGGCGUUCGAAGCGUCGACGUCCUCUGCGCUUGCGCUGAUACAAGAGGUCGAGCUCGUCUCCCGGGGCUACAGGCUCUCCAUGCCGUUGCCACCGAUCUCCAGGAUUGAGGAGAAAGGACAAGCUCGCCGCUGCCAACGUCUACGCCGGAGCCUCUGGGCCGUCUAUGCUACGAUGAUCCCCAUCCUGUCAGAACAGUGUCAAACGCUGAGGCGACAAGUCCAGGAGGACGAUAUUGAGAAGUACCUCGACGUCUACGAAAUCAGCAACCCAGACCUGCAGGAAGCCGCGAUUGGGUACAACGAAUCGGAAUUCGAGGAUACCGAAAGCCUUAGGGCCCUUCGAACUUGGCAGUACCGGCUGUCAACGCUCCGUCGUGUCUACUUGUGCUCUUUGUUGGCACUUCAAGCCGACGGUGGAAAGGCAGACUUCUCAAGAUGGGCAACCGUCGUAGAUUCUAUGAUCACUGUAGCCGCGCCGGCUGGAGAGAGGAGUGAGAAGUUCAACCAAGUACUGGCCGAGGAGGAGCAGUUUGUGAUACCGUCGCCGAACAAGUUGCAACCCACACCAGGUCGCGAGAACCUGCGCAACUCAGUUCGAAAGCUGUCCGGUCUCUCACAGGGCAUCCGUGGCCUGCAAGCGAAGAUGCAGGUGCUGCGCGAAGAGACCAACAAGAGCCUGGAAGACACAGAAGACGUCACCGAACUCGGUGGUCACCUCAUGGUACAAUACGACUCAAUCGGCGCCGACCUGCGAAGCCUGAUUCAGGCGUGGGAAGCCGGCAGAAAUGCCCUGGCCCUCAACAUCGAGCGCCACGAACGCCGCAUCUCCCAAGCCUCCAGCAGCGGUCUCCGCUCUCCUGUCCUCAGCCUAGGUGGUCUGACAGCCGUCGAUGAAGGCAGUCCGUCUGAUGCCCUACGCGCUUUGAAUGGAGAGACGCUGAGUCCGCAGCAGAGUGCUCCCCCGAGCGACCAAGGCAGCAAUUCCGACGACGAAGUUUUCGAAGCCAUCGCCAUUCCCAAGACGCGCGUCACCAUGUCGCGGGAAGAGCGCAUGCAGAAGAUGCAGGCAGACCGCGCUCGCCAGGCUUCGUUGCGCGAACAGCGUGAGGCGAGCAACACUAUGCUGAGAGAGCUCGAGAGCGUUAUCAAUCUCAGGCCGCAUCGUCAUACGCUGCCGGCUGGACGAGUUACGAGCCUAUGACGUCUUUUCUAUGUCGAAAAUCAAGCUAACAAACCAUAUAUAGUCGUCGCAUUUC
Molecule: messenger RNA, 2015 nt
Organism: Macroventuria anomochaeta
Lineage: Eukaryota; Fungi; Ascomycota; Dothideomycetes; Pleosporales; Didymellaceae
Exons: 4
Coding region: 128-1960 (610 amino acids)
Biological process (GO): cell-cell adhesion
Cellular component (GO): plasma membrane
Molecular function (GO): myosin binding
Source: RefSeq, a predicted model, not a curated record